Oryzias latipes (Japanese medaka) is the source of this 3031-nucleotide messenger RNA. RefSeq lists its product as uncharacterized. NCBI's taxonomy places the organism in Eukaryota, Metazoa, Chordata, Actinopteri, Beloniformes, Adrianichthyidae. Gene Ontology annotation, biological process: lipoprotein metabolic process; lipid transport. Gene Ontology annotation, molecular function: lipid binding. The record is from RefSeq and is a predicted model, not a curated record. Gene Ontology annotation, cellular component: membrane; extracellular region.
AUGACGGUUCCUUUUAAACCUGAACAGACGCUGCAGACAGAAAGCCUUGAUUGGCAUAAACAGCAGCUCUAACAUGAACUGUGCUGUUGUUGGAUGAAAAGUUCCGGUCUGUUGAUUCGGUUCCGGGACCGUUCGGGCAGAACAGCUGACCCGACAUGGCAACAAUCGUUCCUCAGUGUUAAAACAAACAACUGAUUGUGUCGCCCCGUGGAUGUGGGCGCGGCUGAACUUGCUGAUCUGGAGAAGCGAAAGCGAAACCUAAAUAAGGUGUUAAACUUUCUGUGCAGCGGAACCGAGCUCUCAUUAUUGCAGGUACAGGUGAAUCUGGGUCUGCGGACGACGACGCGGGAGAACCAUGUCUGCAGUCAGAAAGGAGCUGGAGGACGCCUUGAGGUGCUACGUCACAGACAUUCUCACCGACAUCCAGAUAGUCAAAUAUUUCUGUGAGAAGUUCUCCAAAUGGAUGCUGUGGAGGGAAACUGAGCUGGAAAUGAUAAGAGACAUCAAAGACAGGGCUGACAAAGUCAAGGUAAAACAGUCUGCAGAGCUGGAGAAGGAGCUGGAGGAGGUGCUGAUGGACACUCUUGGAGGUUUGGAGACACUCCAGUGCUUCCUGGACGCCAUAGAGAAGCUGGCGGUCAGCUCUGUGCACGUGUUCAUGGAGAACCAGCUGAUCCAGCUUCCUGAAAACAUCGGCUUUGAUUACGUUCAGGUCGUCAUCAACACUGCAAAACUCAUCUGCCCUCUCCUGCUGGAGUUUAAAAGAGAUGCGAGCGUUUUCUUCCUUCCCAAAAUGCAAAAUGCUGAGGUGCUGGCAUAUCAGCUGGACAGAUACAUCCAGACCACAAAGAAGAUGUGUGAGAAGAUGGAGAAAAGCUGUCUGAAUGAUGGCUGCCUGACGGAGACAGAAGUUGUGGUGAAGCUGGAUGUGGAUUUGUCUGAAUUUAACAUGCAGAGGAUGCUGGACCACAUCAACCAGCUUAAAGACAUACGGAUGGACCUGGACUUCCGGAUGGUGUUCUUGUUCCAGGAAGAAUCUGGUUCCAGCUUCAUGAAGGAGUUUAGUGAGCGUCAGCCCAGGAUGCUGCAGUUUCUUAACGAGUUGGAAGAAAAUGCUGUUCAGCUGGACAGUAUGAACAAAGGCGCAAAGAUCUCCAGUGUUGUUGGCAGCUCGGUGGGGGCGGUUGGAGGUGUGCUGUCCAUCGUUGGUUUGGCGUUGAUGCCUUUUACAGCAGGAAUCUCCUUAGCACUCACCAUGACAGGGGUAGGGAUGGGCGUCACCAGUGGAGUCAACAGCAUCGUCACCACAGCCACUGAGUUGGGGGUCAACCGGACGCACCAGAAGAAAGCCAGCGAAGUCUUCCAGAGCUUCAUGGAGGAUGUGACCAAACUACAGGACUGUCUGGAGAAGGUAGGUGCAGUGGCAGUGGCAGCAGGAUCUGCAGCGGGAGCAGUAGUGGCAGCAGGAUCUGCAGCGGGAGCGGUAGUGGCAGCGGGAUCGGCAGCGGAAGUGGGAGCUGCAGCGGGAGCGGUAGUGGCAGCGGGAUCGGCAGCGGAAGUGGGAGCGGCAGCGGGAGUUGGAGCGGCAGCAGCAGCGGGAGCAGGAGCGGCAGGGGGUACGGCAGCAGCAGCUCUCCGUAGUGUUCCCAAAGUGGCUUCAGACAUCCCUGACAUCGGUCAGGCAGCUGUGAAAAGCUCUCUGGCUUUGUCCAAGUCGGCCAGAGCCGGCUUAAUCGCGGUCAACGCCCUCUUCCUCGGCAUGGACCUCUUCUUCAUCUGUAAAGACAGCAUCAGCCUGGCCGAAGGCAGCGAGACGGAGGUGUCACAAUUUAUCAGAGCCAGAGCUGCUCUGUGGAGCUCAGAGAUGGACUCCUGGAAGAAAAUCCACGACUCGCUGUGUGACGGCCAGCAGACAUCAGGGAAGAAGGAAGCUCUUCUGGAGACGCCAUUUUACCUCAACACUCAGGUUCUGCCUAACUAAGAGGAGGACUAAAUAAAAGAUCGUGUGUCAUCAAUCAAUCAAAUAAGUUUUAAAAAAAAAAGUCCAGAAAAUGAAACAUUUGAUAAAUAAAUUUAAUUGGUUCUAAAUUGGCUCACAUUGUAUUUUUGGAUUCUUGAUUAGAUGAGGAAAAAGUAAGAUAAAAAUAUUUUCUUUGGUUGUAGAUCUGGGAUCACUGCACUGCAAAUGGUGAAAAAGAUCUUCUGUAAAAGUUUCAUUUUAAUCCUCAUUUUAAUAUCAACCUGAACCUUUAAAAAAAUAGUUUUUAUCUAUCUUGGUAAAUGUAAUUUAGAUUGAGCUAUGGCAGAUUUAUUUAACUAUAACAUAAAGAAAGGUCAAGUGCAUCACAGCGGACAACACACACAUGAUGACAGCAAAUAAUGAUCAACCAUCAUUCCAGUCCAAUGUGUGGAAACACUUUUAAUUUAGAAAAGUCAUGUGACCAUAGAGUGUGCUAGAAUGUUCUUAUUAUGUUCACUUUGUUUUAUUUGGAUGUGGAAAAACAAGAGUGGGCUGGACUUAAGGAAACUAAAAUGUGAAUGAAUUUGCCAAUAAUUCUUGUUUACUUGUUUGUUUGUGCACAUAUUUAAUUGAUUAUCUUGCAAGGAAUCUGGAAACCUUCCCCUGGUCUGUUCAGCUCCAGGGAUUUAUCUCUGAGUCACAAUGGUUUAAGUUUUGGGUAAAGAUGUCCAUUGUAGGUCAGUGAAUCGGAUCAAAUAAACCAAUAUCAUCUAUGAAUCAGAUUGUCAAGUAAUGGUAUGAAUCAUUGCACCCCUAAAUUUGACUGAUUCAUCCCAGUUUCCUGUUGUUUUAACCUUUACUUUUCAUUGAAUUUCCAAUCAUUAAGCUGAUUCUGUUUGGUUUGUUCUCAAUAGAACAGUGUGUUGAUGACCGAUAACAAUUGUGUUAUGCCAAAUUAUUGUAUGCUGAGAUUGCCUUUUUGCACCCUCCUUUUGCCGUCUAGGCUGAGCUGUAAAUGAAUGAAUGUAAAUUAUAACUUAAUUAAAGAUUGAGCAUAUUUUCAAAAGUCAA